Molecule: messenger RNA, 285 nt
Organism: Cetraspora pellucida
Lineage: Eukaryota; Fungi; Glomeromycota; Glomeromycetes; Diversisporales; Gigasporaceae
Source: the annotation of a GenBank genome assembly
AUGAAAAAAGAUAUUACUAUUAUAAUUGCUGCUUCUAUAAAUCUUAUUGGCAUUAUUACUACAAAUGCAUCAGUAAUAAAAAUUACUAAUGCAAAUAUAAUAGAAACAAUUAGUAGCAGUUCUAAUGUUGAGAAUGCAAAUAUUAUUACUUUAAAUGCUGCUAAAACAACUGUUAAUACUAUAAAUAUAGCAGAAAUGUCUAUUAUGACAACAGAUAUAGUGAGAAUAAAUGCUCAAAUACCUUUAGCUACUGUUCUCUAUGAAGUUGAUUAUAAGCUUUUAUGA